Sorex araneus (European shrew) is the source of this 1317-nucleotide messenger RNA. It is a transcript of the gene GCM1, whose product is annotated as glial cells missing transcription factor 1. Gene Ontology annotation, biological process: gliogenesis; regulation of transcription by RNA polymerase II; cell differentiation involved in embryonic placenta development. Bases 1 to 1317 code for a protein of 438 amino acids. Gene Ontology annotation, molecular function: DNA-binding transcription activator activity, RNA polymerase II-specific; RNA polymerase II cis-regulatory region sequence-specific DNA binding. The transcript has 5 exons. The record is from RefSeq and is a predicted model, not a curated record. Lineage: Eukaryota; Metazoa; Chordata; Mammalia; Eulipotyphla; Soricidae. Gene Ontology annotation, cellular component: nucleus.
AUGCAACCUGAAGAUACUGGCUCUGAAGAGAAAGAGGUGCUAAGCUGGGAUAUCAAUGACAUGAAACUGCCACAGAAUGUGAAAAAGACCGACUGGUUCCAGGAAUGGCCGGAUUCCUAUGAGAAGUACAUCUACAGCUCCGAGGACCGGAACGCACAGCGACACCUGAGCAGCUGGGCCAUGCGCAACACCAACAACCACAACUCACGCAUCCUCAAGAAGUCGUGCCUGGGGGUGGUCGUGUGCAGUCUCGACUGCUCGGCAGAGGAGGGCCGCAAGAUCUACCUGAGACCUGCCAUCUGUGACAAAGCUCGGCAGAAGCAGCAGCGGAAACGCUGUCCCAACUGUGACGGGCCCCUGAAGCUGAUUCCCUGCCGAGGCCAUGGGGGCUUUCCGGUCACCAACUUCUGGCGGCAUGACGGACGCUUCAUAUUUUUCCAGUCGAAGGGAGAGCAUGAUCAUCCAAAGCCAGAAACCAAACUGGAAGCAGAAGCAAGGAGAGCCAUGAAGAGGGUGCACACGGCACCUUCCUCCAUCUCCCUGAAGCUCAAGGCGAGCCCAGAGACAAAGCCUUUUCCAGGCGAAACACCAAGUUGGGGGAGUUUACCUUUAACUUGGUCUUCCCAGGAAGGUGUCCAGUUGCCUGGCAGUUACGGUGGACAUUUAAUAGCUAACGCUCCUCAGCAGAAGUCCCUGAAUGAUUGUUUCUCCUUCUCUAAGACUUAUGGUUUGGGGGGUCCUGCUGACCUAGCGGACCCCACCUCCCCCCUGGGCCCCACUAAGUUCUAUGAGAAAUGCAAGUAUUCCAGCAGCAGGGGCUACAGCAGCGGGGACCUUCAGUCGUCCGCCCCUGGCGUGUUUCCCGACUACGGUGACCUCCAAGCGUGGAAUAAGAGCUCCACCCUGGGGAGAAGUCCUCUUGGCGACAACUGCUGUCCCAAUUACCCAUUCCCGCUGACCAGCUGGUCUUAUGACUUCGCCCCGUCCCAGAACACCACUGAGCCCUUUCCCCAGCAGAUAGCAGUGGAAACACCAGCGGUGAAGACAAGCUGCCACCCGCUGUGGCCCAAUCCGGGGGGUGAUCUUUAUGAAGAGAAGGUGCAUGUGGAUUUUAACACCUACUGCUCUUCCACCCUGUGCCACUCGCCCCAGGAAGACCCCUUCCUCCUCACCUACACUUCUCAUCCUCACCAUCAGUACUCACUGCCAAGCAAGGGCAACAAAUGGGGCUUUGAUGAAGAAAUGAGGUGCGUGGGUUUGGAUCACUGCAACAAUGAAAUGCUCUUAAACCUCUGUCCCUUAAUGACCCAAAUCUGA